AUGGAGCAACUUGAGCACUUCAGUCACAAUCAUCCACUCAACCUUGUCCAACUACAGCCAAACCACAAUGAAGAGGAAGAGGAAGAGGAAGAGGAAGAUGUAGAUGACCUUGUAGUUGAAGACCACCAUGUUGGCCAAUGCAACAUGUGUGAGGAAGACAUUUAUUCAUUUCAUUUACGUUACUACACUUGCAAGAAUUGCAACCACUCUUUACACAAAUUUUGCGCAGAAAUCCCCAAAACCCUACAAGACCACCCAUUACAUAAUCCUAACCACAAUCUUACCUUGUCCAAGGGAUUUCCAGAUCCAGAUCUUUAUUUUAGUUCAAAUAAAGAAUGGACUUGUGGUUUAUGCAAUCAUAAGCGGAAUAACUUCUUCAAUUACCAUUGUUCCAUUUGUAAAUUCAGUAUGGACAUAAUUUGUGCUACCAUGUCUCAACAAAAGAUAAACCACCCAAACCACCAUCACCAAGUGCAACGUAACCCAAAGAAAUUGGUAUCUAUUUGCAAUGCAUGUGGUCGUGAACAUGAAGGGACUUUCUACCACUGCACCACUUGUUAUUGGUUUUGGAUCCAUCAGGAUUGUGCUUUGUCUCCUACCAAAUUACUUAUUCAACAACCUACUAAUCACACUCUCACUCAUUCUCAUCCACUUACCCUCACAUAUUCCUUUCCCAACAUUGAUCAAAAAGUUAAGUUCUAUCCCAGAUGUAGAAUUUGUGAUACAGGCUUCUACAUUUACUUUUGGGUUUACAGGUGUGAUAAAUGUCGAUAUUAUGUCCACAUUCAUUGUGCAACUUCAAAGUACGGUCAGUUUUUGCGCCCAGACAAGCAAACAUCAUUCAAUAAGAAUUCGAUUUUACUUCACAACCCCUUGAAGAAAAUUCAACUAUUAUGUGAUGGAUGUGUGAAACCAAUCACAGAAAUACCAUUUUACAAGUGUUUCCAAGAUGUUCGUCUAGAUUCUGGGUUUGUUCUUCAUGAGUGGUGUGCUAGGCUACCCCUUAAAAUAGAAGACUACCCUGGUCAUCCAUACCAUACACUUUCUCUCAUGCCAGGCAUUACUACUAAAAUGUUUCGUGUUUUUGAGUGUAAAAUUUGCAUGUUACCUUCCAAUGGUUUUUCGUAUGGAUGCAAUACUUAUGAUUAUUCUGUAGAUGUCAAUUGUGCAUUCCUACCCAAAGAAAUCACACAUGAAGCUCACCCUGACCAUCUUCUCUCAAGAAUAGAUGCUUCAUCCAGUCUAUCAGAAGCACCAUGCAAUGCAUGUGGUUGUUACAUAACAUAUUGCAUCGCAUGCCGUUGCCAUUAUUGCAAUUUUUCCUUGGAUACAGAGUGUGUUUUUAUGUUGCCUGGAUUGAUUAGGCACAAGUACGAUAAGCAUCCAUUGACCCUAAGAUACAAUCCAGUCGAGAACCAUCCUGGCGACUACUUUUAUGAAAUUUGUGAGGAAGAAUUUAACCCAGAAUCUUGGUUCUAUCAUUGUGGCACUUGUGUCCAGUCUAUGCAUACUGCAUGUGCACCCUUAAUCAUUCAAUGUGAGCAAGCUGUAUAUACCCACUAUAAGAGAUCUAUUUUCUAUUUCGCUAAUGUCAAGUUUGGAGGGACGUUUCGGAUAAAAGAUCACUGA
Lactuca saligna is the source of this 1629-nucleotide messenger RNA. The record is from the annotation of a GenBank genome assembly. Lineage: Eukaryota; Viridiplantae; Streptophyta; Magnoliopsida; Asterales; Asteraceae.